Molecule: messenger RNA, 1728 nt
Organism: Cladocopium goreaui
Lineage: Eukaryota; Dinophyceae; Suessiales; Symbiodiniaceae
Source: the annotation of a GenBank genome assembly
AUGCAGUACAUUGGCGCUGUGCACGACGGUCCGGAGGCAAUUGAGACACUGCAGUUCUUCAGUGUUUUGCUGCUCAGUCAGCUGGCAGCUAUGUCUGAAGUGGAUGCAUACCAUCGCUUUUGGCCCUGGAACGUAGUGGCUGCUUUUUCACCUUGUGCUGUUCCGGCAUUGCUCUCUGAGAUGAAAGAUGCUUGGGUCUUUUGCACAGGGUUCGUGGAUGUCCUGCCAAGCACAGACAAGCUCCAUACGUGGUUUUCCUUCACGAGGUACCAAAGUUUCCGAGAUGUCUUCGUGAAAGCUGAGAAGCUCAGCCUCGGAACCUUCAGUGCAACUUCCAUGCAUUUUGCCUUCGACGCGUCCAAAAUGGACACGGACGCCGCACAUGCCUUCAAACGUGUGAUCAGACAAGCUGCAGGCCUUAGCUUGAAGGAUACUAGAGGUGAAACUCUCAUGUCGUCUCUUUUCAGCGAGCUAUGCUUCAAUGAUCUCCGAGAUUGUUCUCGUCGACAUCAGAAGAAGGAGCGGACAGUGCCUGUGAACCUGCACUCUGCUGUCAUCAGAUCCUUGAUGAAGAAGUCUGGUGGAUGCAAGACUCUGGACUUGGAAGCCAGUGAUUGGAGUUCCCCUUUGCCUCAUGCCGCAGCAGCAGUGAAAGCCUCUGUUCAUUCAGCGACCCGUGCCUCGGACUCUUCUCUUGGUUUGAACUGCGUGGGGUUGACAAAGAACAAGACGAACAAGCAGCUCACGAAGCCUCAUGUGCUGAUGAGCCGCUUUCAGUUGUUCAAGCUGAUGGCCGGAGUUUGGAAAAGCACCCCAGGAGAUUCGGAAGCCAAAUCCGAUGCCGUACGAGAUGCCAUCAAGAAGCUUUGGUUGUGCAGACUCUUGCAACCGCAUGUUUUUGUCCAAAUCCAAGGCCAUGAGGUGGAGGCCAAUGAGCGUUGGCUGGUCCUUUCUGCUGGUCCCAACUGCUUGAAAGUUGUGAAGGUCAAGUCGAGUCCUCAAGAGGAAGAGAUUUACCACUUGACAGAAAAGUCCUACGAAACUGGCUGCAAGAGUAUCCUUGUACCGAGUGUUGACAGUGUGCAGGUCGCCGUGGUGACAGCGGUGCUUGGUCAGGAGCAUUUAGGAUGGAAGCAAGACGGGGAGUGGCUUUGCCUUGCAGAAUAUGUGGCUGCGCACAUGGUGACCGACCUCCCGUGCAAUCUGCUGACAUGUCUGAUGUCGGCCAUGGGUUUGAAAGGCAUCUACAAACUUUCGCAUCCUUUGAAAGUCGAGCUCUUCCUGAAGCACUUAGGCCGAAGUGAUGCAGACAUUGCCUUGGUCCUGUCAGAGCUGAAAGUUCGCACCAGACAGAAAAAGGAAGAAAAGGACGAAAGGAAGCAGGCAGCAGGUGAGCACGACAAAGAGCUUGCCGAGGUUGAUGCCCGUGGUGAGUUCUGCGAUCCUGAUGAGAACGUUGGUGCGGCACCUGCGGACGUUGCUGUUGGCGUCCCCGCUGCAGAAACGGAGGAAAAGAAUGCGGAGGCCAUGAACGUUGACCAGGCUGAAGAACGCGUGAAGAUGGACCUCAUGCUCCAGCUCAACCUCGUGGAGCGGUUGUUGAACAAGCCGGUCCAAAGAGGCUGCAGUGGCUUGCAUGUCUUCUUGGGCAUGGAGUUGGUGGCACAGUCUUUCGGACGAUCAGCGCAGUGCUGUGCGAUCGGUGUCAACUGCCAAAAGGGCCAGUAG